Molecule: messenger RNA, 1133 nt
Organism: Glossina fuscipes
Lineage: Eukaryota; Metazoa; Arthropoda; Insecta; Diptera; Glossinidae
Product: selenoprotein BthD-like
Exons: 3
Cellular component (GO): Golgi apparatus
Source: RefSeq, a predicted model, not a curated record
UUUGUUAACAUAGACUAAGCCUACAACAUAUGUUUGAUUGUUUUAGCUAAAAUGAAAGGAAAUAAUUUUACUUUAAUUCAUUAAAAUUUCCAGUCAGUGCAUUCAUCAUUUUCAAACAAAAAUAUCAAAAUUCGUAGUAAAAAUCUUGCUUGCUUGACAUUCUUUACAAAAUGUCUUAAAAUAGUUGAUCGUACUUUUGCUAUCAGUUAAUACAAACAACUGCAAAGAAUAUAUAUCGAAUUAUGCAUCGAUUCAAUACUAUUUAAUAUUUUCUAUUUAAAAUAUCAAAGUAACAUUUACCGGUAAACUAUAACUCAAGUAAAAAUCACAACACUACUUUGCAUUACGUGUUUGGUAGCAAAAGUAGUAAAAGUCAGCAACGAACACCGAAUUCUUUCUGGUGGCAAGGUUUUCUUUGCGAUUGAGCGCGUCAUUUCUAAACUUCAUUUUACAAAAUUGCGAACCGCCAAACGAAGGAAAGAUCUAGAGAAGAGUGGUCUGCAAUGCCGCCGAAAAGGAAAAAAGCCGGUGACGAAGAUGGUGCAAGCAGCACUUCGAAGAGAACAAAAAGCUCUUCCAGUAGCCUAAAACCAAAUCAACCCGUAUUAUACAUAGAACACUGUCGCUCCUGAUCGGUCUUUAAAAGGAGAGCAGAAGUGUUGCACCGCGAACUUCAAAAUAAAUUGAUAAAACUUAAGCCAGACAUCGAAUUACAGUUAUCUUUAAAUGCAGAAGGAACGCCACGUAGAGGAUCGUUUGAGGUUGCUAUCGCUCAGGAGCCUGCAGCAAUGCGUGUCCAAUUAUGGUCAGGCGUAAAGAAAACACCAAGAGCUAGCAAAUUUCCACCACCCGAACAAUUACUCGAAGAUAUAACGAAAAUAAUAAUUGCCACUAAAAAAGAAACUGAGAACAAAUCACCUCUUCCUGGCCCAUCUAAACGCAGUGCAACAAAAAAUUAAUUCAAAAUUCAUUGAUUGAAAAUUACAAAUGUAGCUCUUAUGACUUGAGUAGUGGUAAAGCCUUUACGGAGCCCUACUUGACGAACUUCUUCAGCUCUUUUUGUAUUUUCAAAUAAAACAAAUAUGUUUGGAAUAUUUUUUUAUAAAAAUUCCAGAGAUCAAUUGCCACAUUUA